AUGUGGAUGGUGGAGGGCAAAUCUGAAGAGCUCCAGGGCCUUCAGCCCAUUGGAAUGUGCAGCAAAGAGACGGCCAAGCACAUCCUCGACGAAGGUUGUGGAGAGGCACUGCUGCUAGCCUAUUGCAAGGACUUGAAAUCAGAUUAUGAAUCCUUUCAGAAUAUCAUUAUUCUAUAUGGUUCCUCAAUUCAGCAUCAUUAG
Messenger RNA from Linum trigynum, 201 nucleotides. NCBI's taxonomy places the organism in Eukaryota, Viridiplantae, Streptophyta, Magnoliopsida, Malpighiales, Linaceae. The record is from the annotation of a GenBank genome assembly.